Molecule: messenger RNA, 3644 nt
Organism: Pundamilia nyererei
Lineage: Eukaryota; Metazoa; Chordata; Actinopteri; Cichliformes; Cichlidae
Product: kinesin-like protein KIFC3
Exons: 18
Coding region: 97-2643 (848 amino acids)
Biological process (GO): microtubule-based movement
Cellular component (GO): microtubule cytoskeleton
Molecular function (GO): ATP binding; microtubule motor activity; microtubule binding
Source: RefSeq, a predicted model, not a curated record
ACAGGGAGCAGGAGGAGAGAUGGCCACACCCCCAAAGUGGGAAAAAAAGCUUGUGCUCGCUUUAGUGAAUCAAGCAGCAGCAGUGACACAGAUGAAAUGAGCGAUGAAGAUGAGGAAGACGCCCCUGACAUCCCAGCUUGCACUCCUCUGGCCGCUUUUCUAUCUUUCAAGCAGGAUGCUGAGAAGAGAAGAGCUUCCCAGGUUCAGCUCGAAACAACAGGAAAGUUGGCAGAGUCUCCCCUGGUGGCAGUGAUGUCCCACUUGCUGAGUUUUCUGGAGCAGUACUCCCAUUUCCAGCAACUGCAGCAGCAGGCUGACCAGUACCGGGUCCAGCUGAAGAGGCACCGAGUCCAGCACCGCCGCCAGAUGAAGGCUCUCCGAGCCUCCUACCGCCAGCGUCUCCGGGACAAGAACAGCAUCAUCAGCAGUCUGGAAGAGGCCAUCAGCCAGCAACAGUGCCCCAGUCCACUGAGCGAGGGUGAGUCUAGUAGUGAUGAAGGGGCACAAGCUGGGGUUCACAGGCUGGUGCAGUCCCUGCACGGCCUGCAGGGUGAGAGGAGUAGGCUGAGAGGAGAACUCCGUCUGCUGCACUCCCAGCUGGAGCAGAAGGAAAGGGACAGACACUCUCGAAUACAAACCUUUCAACAGCAGAUUGAUGAGCUGAAGAGCUGCAUCGAGGAGCGUGAGGAGGAGCUGUCAAGACUGAGAACAGCCACUGGGGCCACAGACUCGGAGAAGCGGGUCCUGUGUCUGUCAGCAGAGAAUGAGAGUCUGAAACAGAGCCUGAGCGUAACUCAAGGCCUCCUGCAGCAGCUCUCAACCAUCCCCUCCCAGUCGAGCACCAUGCUCAUCAAGGAAAAUGAGAACCUCCGUGGCAGAGUGCAGCAGCUGGAGCUCUCCCUACAGCAGCGUGCUGAGCAGCUGUCGCAAAUGGAGCGACGGAGUGAACAAAGCGAGUGGAGAAGAGGCGAGGAGCUGAGGAAGAGAGAGGACAGAGUGAGAGACCUACAGCUGGAGUUGGAUAGAGAGCGAGGCAAGGAGCCCGUUAUUAAGUAUGUCACGCAGACCGUGGAGGUGGAAUCUCCAGCCACAGUAAAGCAGCUAACCAAAGCCAGACAGAGGAAUGAGUUGUUGUCCGAAAGGCUGUCCGGUCAGAAUGAGCGGUGCAAACAGCUGGAGGAACAGAUCAGGAAGUCAGACGAAUACAGCUGUAAUCUGCAACACAAGAUUGCGGCGUAUGAACAAGAAAUCAGUAAACUGAAAGAGGAGCUGCUGAAAGAGAUCGGCCACUUGGAGGAGAGGAAGGAGGAGGCUGUGAAGGCUGCUGCAAACUGCUCAGCAGAACACUUUCAGAACCUGCAGGACCAAUUCUUCAGCUUGCAGAAGCGUCUGACAUCACUUCCUCCAACUUUACGCUCUAUGAAGACAGACUACGCCAGCCUGAGGAGCCAAGUUCGAAAUUUCUCAGAGUUUUAUGGAGCAGCUAUCAGCGAAGCAAAAAAACAGAUUUCAGCUGCUAUUAGUGAGAUGUCUGAAGCCAACAAAGAUCUCCUGGAGAAAUACAGGAAAGAAGUCGCACUGCGCAGGAAGUAUCACGAGCAGCUGGUGGAGCUUAAAGGCAACAUUCGCGUGCUGUGUCGCGUGAAGCCAGUGCUAAAGGAGGACCAGCACGGAGAGGACCACUCGGUGGUCGUGACGACGGACCCCAACAACGAGUCCUCGCUCUCGGUGCUGAGCAAAGGAAAGGCUCGCAUCUUUGAAAUGGACAAAAUCUUCCACCCACAGUCCACACAGGAAGAGGUCUUCCAGGAGAUUGAACCUCUUGUGACGUCCUGCAUCGAUGGAUACCACGUCUGCAUAUUUGCUUACGGACAGACGGGCUCUGGAAAAACCUACACUAUGGAGGGUACUGUGGAAAACCCAGGUAUCAACCAGCGAGCACUGAAACAUCUCUUCAGUGAGAUUGAGGAGAGGAAGGACAUGUGGUCUUACAGUGUCACAGUCAGCUCUGUGGAGAUCUACAAUGAGGUGCUAAGAGACCUGCUGAGUAAAGAUGGAGAGAAACUGGACAUAAAGAUCAACCCGGAUGGAACAGGACAGCUGCACGUGCCGGGCCUCAGGGUCAUCGAAGUAAAGAGCUUUCAGCACAUCAAAAAGAUUCUAGCAACAGCCCGAAGGAACCGGAUUACCUUUGGCACUCAGAUGAACCAGCACAGCUCCCGCUCCCAUGCCCUGCUUUGUAUCACUGUUCAGGGCACUGACCUCGCCACUGGUUCCAAAACCACAGGCAAGUUGAACCUGGUGGACCUGGCUGGCUCGGAGAGGGUGUGGAAGUCCGGUGCAGAGGGAGAGAGGCUGAAAGAGGCCCAGAAUAUUAACCGCUCUUUGCUAGCACUGGGAGACGUAAUUCAGGCACUUAGGGCUCGGCAGACACACAUCCCCUUCAGGAACUCCCGUCUUACUUAUUUAUUGCAAGACUCCCUGGGAAAGGGCAGCAAGACUGUCAUGGUUGUGCAGGUUUCUGCUCUGGAGAGUAAUGUGGGAGAGACCUUGUGCUCGCUGAAGUUUGCUCAGAGGGUGUGCAAGGUGGAACUGGGUCCUGCUGCCAGGAAGAUUGAAUCGGGUGGAGGACAGUGUGACUGACAGCCUUGAACCACUAGCAAUGAAUGAAUCAGUCAGUACCAGCAAAUGAAAACUCCACACUAUCAACAAGAUUACGAGCAAUCGUGCUCAAGGGCUAAAUCUGCAGGCGUCUACUUGGCACCAAAUGCCAGCCUGCAAUCAAGGUUAAGUAUUGAGGAUUUUAUUCUCCGCUUUGCCAUUUUCUGCUUCUGUUCCCUUUAUUAUUAUUAAAAUCUGCAUGCAGGCGUAUUUAUUCUUCCACUCCGAGUGCCAAAACAUCAUCUAACUCGUCCCACUGUCAGAACUUUGAUGCUUCCUCUGAUCACUCUAGCUCAGUUUCUUAAAUGCAAAAAUCCAGGAUCUGUCGUUUCCUGUGAUCAUCAGUGUUUAGAGCUACAAACCUGCUCAUACAGGUUUGAUAAGUUUCCAGAGCCACAAUAUCAGCACUUCACUUUUUGCAGUAUUAGUCAUUCUGCUAUAAAUGUCUGUAGUUUGUAGGCUUCGUCGCCAGUGUGGUAUAUUUUUGAAGGUUGUAGUGUGUAGGAGAGUCUAUAAUGGGCUAUUAUUCAUAUCAAUGACAUUUAUGUCACAUGUUUGUGUAGUUUUUUUGUGUGAGUUUCAGAUGAGCAGUGACUGAAUUUCUUUUUAGAUCUUUGAUAAGAGUUUUGUGUAAAGAGGGAAGCUGUUGGAGGGAGCAGGUGGCCUUGUAUUAGACUGGUAAAAUAAUCAGCUGUGCAAUAUCCUCCUUCUCGAGGACAGUUUGGGCCUAUUGAAAUCAAAGAUGCACUUUAUUGUGAAAGGAUAGGAGCAUUUCAGUUCAGGUCCGUGCAGUAGUGAAUGUCAUACCAAAAAUACAGCUUAUUGUUCAUAACUGUUUGUCAUGUUAUCACCCACUGAUUUAAAACUAACUUUUGAGUCAAAUGUAGCAAGACAUUAGUGUUGCAGUAACUACCAUGAGUGCUUAGGUGUCACUAAAUGAUGCUUUUCAGAACAUUUUCUGAAUAAAUGUGUGUUUAAGUGUU